UUCUGGUUAAUAUUCUGAUUUUUUAUUCUGACAUUCUGAUUUUUAUUCUGAUUUUCCCCCCUUUUUCAUGUCUUCAACCACAUGCUAAUUCAAUUCUCCCUUGGUAUUAUGGGCCUCUUUAUCUGCUUGGGCUAUGCAUUUCGACUCCUCUCACAUCUAGAUGAACGUCGUUGUAUUACAUUUGCAUUAUCCGUAAUGCUCACAUUUUUCCUUUUAACGUAUCCAUGGCCUUUUCUAACUUCUCAAAUGCCUCUUCCAACAUUUGCGAAUGAAACUUUGGCAAAUUCUACAGUAGUACAGACUGUUUUAACGCAAGGAUGUUCUCCUCAAAAAUAUGACUGGUGUUUAACUACGCCGGCUAUCAACGUCUACGUUUACCAUGCAGCUUUAGUCUUUACAAUGGGGUUUGUUAUGCCUGUGGGCAACAUAAAUUUGGAUGUUCUUUAUUCUCGACUUUUGGGCCCAAUAAAACAGGGAACAAUGCAAGGAGUUUUUGUUGCUGUAAGCGAUAUGGUUGGAUUUGCUGGGCCUGUUAUUGUGACGAGCGUUUAUCAAUGGGGAGGUCCAAAACCUGUAUGGGCUGCAAUCAUUGCCCUUAUUGGAUCAGGUAUUGCUUUCUGGGUUUAUUGUUAUCAUCGUCUGGUGCCAAAAUACAGAACAGUUCAGGCUAUUGAUAAAGAUAAAAAGAAACACUUAUCUUAAA
Molecule: messenger RNA, 703 nt
Organism: Meloidogyne enterolobii
Lineage: Eukaryota; Metazoa; Nematoda; Chromadorea; Rhabditida; Meloidogynidae
Source: the annotation of a GenBank genome assembly